Trichobilharzia regenti is the source of this 879-nucleotide messenger RNA. The record is from the annotation of a GenBank genome assembly. Lineage: Eukaryota; Metazoa; Platyhelminthes; Trematoda; Strigeidida; Schistosomatidae.
AUGACAUUUAAAAUAAACAGAAAUAAACUGGAUGUUACACCCUGCCACCAUCAACAACAACAACAGCAACAACAACCUUUGAAAAGAAAACUUAAAAAUAUCCUCCGUAAACAUUCAUUUCACACCCUAUCCUCAGAGGCGAGUUUAAAACCUUUAGAUUUGGUGCAUUCAAGACGUUCAACAGGGAAAAAUGAUAAAGAUGCAAAAUUUACAGAUAUUAGUACACUACGGAGAUGUGCUCUCAUGCCGUUACAUCCAAGUGCUGCUUGUUCCUCGAUCAGUAAUGAAUAUAUCUAUUCAGCGCGAAAUUCUGAAAAUAUCUCAAGUCUGUCAACAACACAAAUGACACCAAGAAAUAGUAAUCCAAUUGAUCAGUAUGCAUUACCUUCUAGUGAUGUCCCACUGUCACCUUCAGGCUGUAGUCCUGGUUAUCAUGCCUACAGGAUUAAUGUAAAGCACACAAUUGAAAUCAAAGCUAUCUGUAUGUAUUUGAUAAAUAUCAGUUCAAUUGUCUUUUGUUGGUUACCAUUUUAUACUAUCAUAUUGUUUACCGAUUAUAUGCCCAGUGUAUGUCUUUCACCAUUGACAGUUUAUGAUAUUUUCUACUGGUUUAAAUUUGCCUGUAUAGCACUAAAUCCUAUUAUCUAUGGGUCUGCAUCAGAAGACCUGCGUAAAGCCUUUAAACGUUUCAUUCUACACUGUGGUAAAGUGAAAAAGGAGAAAAAAGCACUGAAGAGAUUGGUGCUGGCUGGUCUAGGCGCAGCUGGUAUCCCUUAUGGGCAUAGAAUUAUAAUUCCGCCACAGAAGUGUAAUAGUAACACCAAUAAGUCCGUGGUAUUCAAUAAACCAUUGAUGGUGUUAACUGAUGCAGAAGAAUAA